Molecule: messenger RNA, 510 nt
Organism: Penicillium atrosanguineum
Lineage: Eukaryota; Fungi; Ascomycota; Eurotiomycetes; Eurotiales; Aspergillaceae
Product: succinate dehydrogenase assembly factor 3
Exons: 3
Coding region: 1-510 (169 amino acids)
Biological process (GO): succinate metabolic process; mitochondrial respiratory chain complex II assembly
Cellular component (GO): mitochondrial intermembrane space; mitochondrion
Source: RefSeq, a predicted model, not a curated record
AUGAUUCGCCCGCGCGGGCUCGCCGCCUUCCUACUCCAAAAAGGAAUCUCCAACUUCCCCAGCUAUUAUGUCAUUUCGUCAACUUUGAGAGAAUCCACAACCGCCACGAUGCGCGUCGCCCACCGCCUCCUUAUGGCCACGCCGGCCUCAAUCGGCUCCAAAUCUAGCCUUACCGAGGCUCUUGCCCUCCUCCCGCCGCUGCAGCUGUACCGCCGCAUCCUGCGCGUCCACCGCAAGCUCGACCCGCAAAUGCGUCUGCUUGGCGAUUCAUACGUGAGAAAAGAGUUCCAGGCGCAUCGGACCGCAGAAAACCCGCUGCACAUCAUCGGAUUCUUGACAGAGUGGCAGCUCUACGCGCAGAAGCUGGAAGGUGAUAAUUGGGCUGGUGACAAGCUGGAUGAGGCCAAGUUGAACAAGAUGAGCGAUCAGCAAAUUGGACAGCUCUUCGAGCUUAUGCAAGCUAUCCGGAACGGAGGCGAAGGCGAGGAGGGUGAGGGUGAGAAACAAUGA